This is a messenger RNA of Ylistrum balloti, 2117 nucleotides long. RefSeq names its product D-aspartate oxidase-like. Lineage: Eukaryota; Metazoa; Mollusca; Bivalvia; Pectinida; Pectinidae. Bases 73 to 1086 code for a protein of 337 amino acids. The record is from RefSeq and is a predicted model, not a curated record. Gene Ontology annotation, molecular function: D-amino-acid oxidase activity; FAD binding. The transcript is spliced from 10 exons.
CGACAAAACAUUGUAGUGUUAUCUACAGAAGCUUUUGUAGCUGUGUACUUGUUCUCAUGGCCUCGGACUAUCAUGGUCAUUCACGUAGUUGUACUGGGUGCUGGAGUGGUUGGACUAUCCACUGCCGUUAAUGUCCAGUCAAUCCUUCCUAACGCGAAAGUGACCAUCGUUGCCGACAAGUUUGACCAAGAGACAACCAGCGAUGGAGCGGCGGGCAUAUUUCGUCCUAAUCUGGAACUAACACCGGCUAAGUCGAGCCAGCAAGCACGGAAGUGGCUGGAGGAUUCAUUUGAUUGGUUCGAUCGAAUUUGGCAGUCAGAUGAAGGACCGGAAGCUGGCGUCAUCCGGGUGUCUGGUUACCAACUAAUGAAUGAGAAAGUGGCACUGCCAAUACAUCGUCACAUGGACUAUGGAUUCUCGGUUCUGUCCACUGAACAACUACAACGCUUACCUGUCGGCAAAAGAUACAAAUAUGGUUGGUGGUAUGAUACCUUGAUGGUAGAAUGUCGACGUUAUCUCCCUUGGCUCAUGAAGAGAUUUCGUACAAAUGGAGGGUAUGUUAUUUGCCAGAGGGUAACAUCUUUAUCAGAGAUACCCGUGUGUGAUGUCACAGUGAACUGCCUCGGAUGGGGAAGUCGGCAGUUGUUUGGUGAUGACGAUAUGUUUCCUGUCAGGGGGCACACGCUUAGGGUAAAUGCACCGUGGGUGAAACAAUUUUAUGUUCUCGGUAAUGGAGACCACUUCAUAUACCCCGGACAAGAUGAUGUGACCUUGGGAGUCACACGUGAAGUCGGUCAAACUGAACUUGACUACAUCCCAGAAACUUUUAACCGAAUCCGUGGAAUAUGUCAGGACAUUCUCCCAUCUCUCAAAGACGCCUGUGAGGUAAGACGAUGGGUGGGAAUCCGUCCCCAUAGACAUGAUAUCAGACUGGAGAAGGAGGCGGUCAAGGUGGACGGAAGGACAAUCCAGAUCAUCCAUAACUAUGGUCAUGGUGCUAACGGAGUUUGCUUCAGCUGGGGAACAGCCCUGGAUGCUGCUCGGAUGGCAGUGGACCAUGUCAAGGUCAAAACGUCGAAGUUAUGAGGGUUAAAUGCUAAUGUCAAGGUCAUUACACAAAGGUUCAUAACUAGUAUAUCAUGUAAGUAUUUGAUACCUGUCAUGGCUACCCGGCCGUGUGUAUCAGAUAGCAGUUAAUUUUAUACAAAAUGUGUGGACAUGGAUUUGGAUGGAAGCUGUAACAGCGAGAGAGUCUGAUGAUCAUGAUGUCGAUGGAUUUAGAAAAUUAACUUUUGGAACUAUACGGAACUAAACCAUUUAGGUUUGGUCAUGCCAAUACUGGCCGAAAUGAUUGUCUGUGGACUCUUAUAAUUGCAAUUUAUCUUAAUUUAUCUCAUUGCAUGCAAGCCUCAAGGAAAGAAGUGUGGAACACUAACGACAUGGUUUAUGAUAUACAAUACCUUUUCAAAGCGAGGUACACCAUGAUGCCACUCUGAUUUUGUUCCUGCCAAUAUUUCAGUGGAAAAGAGAAAUUAUGUAAUUAUGUUCAAAUGUUAGGAAAAGAAUGCCAAUUUCGUUAAGCAUAUUUCCAUGAUAAGAUAAUAUCUAUGAAAUAUUCUCUAACAGGUUUGUGGUAAAAUAAUAUAAAUUUUUCUACAAGUUUCUAUCCAAAGAGAAUAUUUGUAAAGUGUUUAUACAUUAUGAGAUUUAAACAAAAAUAUUAUGAGAGCAAAAUUUCAUUACUGUUUUAUCAUCUAUAUACAUGAUUGAUAUGGUCGUAAUGACAAAACAGUUCUUAUGAAUGAGUGAAAAAGAUAUUUUUUAUGUUAAAUAGAAAUCAAGUGGACAGAUAAAACAAGCAUACUGUGUAUUGUUAAAGCAAUUCAUGUCCUCUACAGGCCCCCACAGGUUACUAUAUGAUGAUGAUUAACUAAGAUGUUUGGUGUUAAUUUAAAAAAAAGAAAAAUAUAAUAGUUUGUUGCUGAUUUUAAUAUAACAAUGCAAUAAAGAAGUAAAAUAAUAAGACAACACAGCUGAUAACAAUUUUCUAUAAUAAUCAUUGUGACCUUGACCGUGAUCCAGCAAUCUAGAAAUUCCCAUUUGUUCUUGUGCUUUAA